This is a messenger RNA of Mizuhopecten yessoensis (Yesso scallop), 1855 nucleotides long. RefSeq names its product gastrin/cholecystokinin type B receptor-like. Gene Ontology annotation, molecular function: neuropeptide receptor activity. NCBI's taxonomy places the organism in Eukaryota, Metazoa, Mollusca, Bivalvia, Pectinida, Pectinidae. The transcript has a single exon. Gene Ontology annotation, cellular component: membrane. Bases 136 to 1224 code for a protein of 362 amino acids. Gene Ontology annotation, biological process: neuropeptide signaling pathway. The record is from RefSeq and is a predicted model, not a curated record.
UUCAGUGGUUAUUUCCUGUAAGAAGACACUGAUUCAUCUUUAUACAAACUAUCACAAGACGUAUUUCCGUGUCUCCAAUACACAUCCCUAUGUAAGCCUAGUUUUCGUUAAUAUCUGAUCACUUCAAUCCACACCAUGGAGAAUUCGACAAUUACAAUGUUUCAGUUUGAAAAUCAAACUAUCCUUGACCAAUGGAAUUCGGAAUUCGUUCACGCGCUGUGGUCCGACACCUUAUUUCUGGUGUUGUACAUUGUAAUUGGUGUAGUCGGUAACUCACUAGUUAUUAUUGUGUAUACUCUACGUUUUCGGAACAAAAGUGAAGAGCGAUUCUUUAUUCCAUACCUUGCUGUUAUCGACCUGGUAGCUUGUGUGGUGUGUUCGACAUUCGGCAUUGCUGUAAAUCAGUAUGCUGUGACCUUUACAAACGGCGGGGCUUGUAAGGCAUUCUGGUUGUUUAGUUUAUUUACAACAGGGUGUUCAAUAUUCACACUUCUCGUAAUAGCGGUUCAUCGAUAUCAGAAAAUAUGUCGACCAUUUCAAGCACAGAUGUCCCUCAAAAGGAAAAAACUGAGUUUAAUAGGUUGCAUUGCUGCAUCGAUUCUUUUAUCACUACCAGCACUCGUUUUCUACGGAACCUCUCCUGUAAAACAUCCGGAACACAACAUCAUGGGAACACGUUGUGCUAACAUUCGUGGUCCUUGGUCCAAGGCUGUCGCUGUAGCCUACAAAGGUGUUAUAUUGCUGGUGUGCCUUGGUGUACUGGUCAGCCUAAUAGUACUUUAUUCUCUGAUUGGAAGAGCCGUCUUUAAGAGGAUUAAACUUAAUAAAAAGAGACAGAUCCAAACAUCAGUUCCAACAGUAUCGUCCUCCGUAAUCUCAUCAGACAACUCGACUGCUUAUGCGGAAUCCGUCACCGAAGAUGAGAGAAAACUCACUUCAAGGACAAUUCCAAACGUAACUCCAAGGAAGAAGAACAUCCCAGGGUAUCGACUAUCAAUGAUGUUUAUGCUUAUUACCGCAGUCUUUGUCCUCUGUUUCAUCCCAAAGCUAGCUAUGAUGGUGUUUGAGUCCAAGAAUGAGAUGUUCUGGUUGACACUGGAUACCUCAGGCUAUGGCGCAUACCGAUUUCUCUACACCAUGUAUAUUAUUAACAGCAUCAUCAAUCCUGUCAUAUAUGGCUUCUUUGAUAAAACAUUUAGACAGGAACUCGCAUCACUGUGUUGAAAGUCCUCAUAUGUAUUAUUAAUUUGAAAUUUGCAUUCAUAUUGUUAAUGGACUGUUGGUCAUGUAAAAGGGUUACUCGCUGACAUUACCUAGAUAAACAAAAUCAAGGAAGGAUAUGGUUCUAUAACAUUUCAUGGCAAGUAUGAGGCUGUUUGUUACUUUUUGUCACUCCAACACUUAUUUUUACUGUGGCUGCGUAUAAUGUGGUAUUGCCUUAUUUCAAAAAUUGUGCCUGUCUGGUCGUGUGAAUGGCUUUACUUCGUUUUUAUGUAUCGCGUCAGUGUGACAAUGUGACAUUGUAAUGUUUUAUUACUUUAUUUUGUGUAAUAUAUCAUUGGCUUUAUUGCAUUUAUUGCCUUAAAUUGCGGGUGUCAUGGAGGAAGCAGCAGAAGGCGCUUACCAUGCGAAACACAUGCUUUUAUUCUUCUUGUAUUUUGGAAACGUUCCCAAAUAAUUUUGUCCGUUGUUCACAGUUUUAUCGAUUUUGUGUUUGAAUUACGAUAUUGGCUACAUUUAAGAAUUAUUUGUAUCAUAAUGUGUGAGUGUGUGGUGUAUUCGGAUUGAUAAACAUUUUCCAUGUAUAGUAAUAAUGAAAUUGUAUGUAAUUAUGGUAAAAUAAUGAUGGUUUGUU